ACAAAGCUGGAGGACAGAUAGAAAAAUGGAGCGCUUUUGGCUGUGGAGGGUUUUAAUACUGCUUCUAGUUAGUCAUUUAUGUUUGAGUGGUGCAUCCGGAAAACAGUGGGAGAAAAUUAGAGAAAAGAUUUCUGAUGCUGUUAAAGGGUAUAAUCCAUGCAACCCUGUCAACUGUAGCUGCCAUCUAAGUGUCCUCCUACAUGACUUGCACCCUUUUAAAGGGGGAAUCUCUGAGGAUGUCAUGGCUGCUACAGUUCAAAGAGGGGUGGGCACCCACUAUCAGAUCAUUGGAAAUAAGUUGUACAGGGAACACAAUUGUAUGUUCCCUGCCAGGUGCAGCGGGGUGGAGCAUUUCAUUCUAGAGGUGAUCAACAAGUUACCUGACUUGGAGAUGGUGGUAAAUGUCAGGGAUUACCCUCAAGUUCCCAGCUGGAUGCAGCCAACCCUGCCGGUUUUUUCUUUCAGCAAGACCUCAGACUACUGGGACAUCAUGUACCCUGCUUGGACAUUUUGGGAGGGCGGGCCUGCCGUGUGGCCUAUAUAUCCUACUGGAUUGGGAAGAUGGGAUCUGAUGAUAGAUGACCUUAAAAAGUCUGCAGCACAGUGGCCAUGGAAGAAAAAAGAGUCCAAAGGAUUCUUUAGAGGCUCCAGAACCAGUCCAGAGCGUGACCCUCUGAUCCUUCUGUCCAGAGAAGCUCCAGAGCUGGUGGAUGCAGAGUACACAAAGAACCAGGCCUGGAAGUCUGAGAGGGAUACCCUAGGGAGACCAGCGGCUAAAGAAAUCCCAUUGGUCGAUCACUGCAAAUACAAGUAUUUAUUCAACUUCCGGGGCGUGACUGCCAGCUUCCGCUUCAAACAUCUCUUUCUCUGUGGUUCCCUUGUGUUUCAUGUGGGGGAUGAAUGGCAGGAGUUUUUUUACCCUCAGCUCAAGCCCUGGGUCCACUAUAUCCCAGUCCAACAGGAUCUCUCUGAUGUCAGGGAACUUCUGCAGUUUGUCAGAGAGAAUGACGUCAUUGCACAAGAAAUUGCCACAAGGGGGAAAGAAUUCAUCCUGAGCCACCUGCGAAUGCAAGAUGUUUCCUGCUACUGGGAGCGACUCCUGAUCGAGUUUAGUCAACUCCUCACCUACAAACCCAAAAGAAGGAAUGACUACAACCAGGUUGUCCACAGACCCAGUAAGACAGAGCUGUAAAAGAGCGGCUCUGCAGGUCCAGGGCAGCUGAAGAUAAUGAAUGUAAUCACCGCACCACUACAUGUGAUGUCCUCACUAAAGGAACAGUUAAUAGGACACAUCAUUUAGGAUUAUGUAGUUGUAUUGUGGCAUCUUGAGGUGCCAAUAGGGGGCUUGUAUGUUGACUUUUCACUGAUCAUUUUCUGGUCCCAUGAAUUGAUUUGCUAAAAAGCACCAGUGUAAUGUUGGCUGUCAGCAGCUGCUCAAACAUCUACAAAGAAUGCAUCAGUAAUAAUACAAACUAAAACUACCACGAUUGUAUGUAUUUUAUGUAUUACUAUUGUGUGUAUAUUAAGUACACUGAAUAUGUUAUUGAUGGGAAAAGGCAGCAUCACUGCAGCAGCCAUUUAGUUUCAACUAGUGUGACUUUUAUCUUCAUGAACAGUGAAGUUGAACACCUUUGCUACACUGCCCUCUACUGGGCGACAGGAGCAGUACCACCAGGCCUUUACCGAGUUUUAUUCCAUACACCAAAUGAGUUUACUGUAUGAUUUGUUUCUACAAACGGCACAAUAACAAUGGCAGCCUGUGUCCUGGUGGCUUCCUAAAUAGUACAGAAGAAUGACCAACACUAUUUGAGUCCACACAAAUUGCCAUUAGUAAGUAAUAAUGACAUGUAAUUUGUUUUAUUUUGAUGUGUGGAGUUAAUUGUUUUUACAUUUUGAAAAGAAUCUUAGUGUUAAGAGAUGGCAGAUGAUGUGUAAUUGAUACAGGAUAAUGUUGAAUAUGUUGUAGUAUUCACAUUAUGCUUUGAACAAGCAUUGUGUAGCAUCAUGUGUGUUUUAACAAUGUGUUAGGAAAUCUGAUAAAGAUGGUCUGUUAUUGUGUUAACUUGAUCAAAAAAGUGGUGAUCAGAGUGUGACAUUCAGGUUGCUGUCACAGCUUGUGCAGCAUUUUUCAUUUGCAAAUAAACGGCUUAGUUCUGGCACAUUC
Molecule: messenger RNA, 2164 nt
Organism: Monopterus albus (swamp eel)
Lineage: Eukaryota; Metazoa; Chordata; Actinopteri; Synbranchiformes; Synbranchidae
Gene: poglut1
Product: protein O-glucosyltransferase 1
Exons: 11
Coding region: 26-1192 (388 amino acids)
Biological process (GO): protein O-linked glycosylation; positive regulation of Notch signaling pathway
Cellular component (GO): endomembrane system
Molecular function (GO): UDP-xylosyltransferase activity; UDP-glucosyltransferase activity
Source: RefSeq, a predicted model, not a curated record